Messenger RNA from Medioppia subpectinata, 549 nucleotides. The record is from the annotation of a GenBank genome assembly. NCBI's taxonomy places the organism in Eukaryota, Metazoa, Arthropoda, Arachnida, Sarcoptiformes, Oppiidae.
AUGCCGCAAAAUAUUUUCACCAUUUUGAAUGACAACAAAUGGAGGGAGAUAAACAGUAUGACAAACGAGACGGCAAACAGCGGUUCACUGCUGGUCGGCGGCAAUCAGACCCGACAUCAGCGCAAAGUGAGCUCAACGACUGAGUUUAAAGAGCUGACCAAACGGGACGCUCAGCACCAGUUGGCGCAAGAGUUGGACAAAUUGCUUCGUACGGCGAAUGCCAACAGCAAUGAGAAGUCCAUCUGCGAGCAGGAGUUUAAGGGCUUCCAACAGUUGUAUAUGAAAUACCUUCAGGGCGUCGGACCCGCUGUCCAGUGGGAGAAGAUAGAGCCCCUCCCGGAGGACGCCGUCCGCAGUUACUCGUCGCUCAAAGCGCCCCAAAAGGAUCAGAUCCGGCAAAUGCUUAACCAAUUGGUUGUCGUCAAACUCAAUGGUGGUCUCGGAACAGUUAUCAUAAUCGCAAACCACGGCGACCGCAUUGAUAUCCCCUCCGGAGCUAUACUCGAGUCAAAGAUUGUUUCGGGAAAUCUCCGUAUUCUCGAUCAUUAG